GCAGCAGACAGGCUGUGCAGUUGACAGAACUAAGACACAUCGCCCAAAUAGGACGAAACAAACACUUCAAAUACAACUACGCCCUUUUUGAAGACCGUAAAGGUUUCAUCACUUAAAGAAGAUGGCGCAGUGGUGCCAGCUGCAGAUGCUGGACUGCAAGUAUCUGGAGCAGGUGGACCAGCUGUACGACGACUCCUUCCCCAUGGACAUCCGGCAGUAUCUGAGCAAGUGGAUCGAGAGCAUCGACUGGGACACGGUGGCGAUGCAGGACUCGUUGGCCACGGUUCGUUUCCACGACCUCCUGGCCCAGCUGGACGACCAGCACAGCCGCUUCGCUCUGGAGAACAACUUCCUCCUGCAGCACAACAUCCGCAAGAUCAAAAGGAACCUCCAGGACCGGUUCCAGGAGGACCCCGUCCACAUGGCUAUGAUCAUCUCCAGAAACCUGAAGGAGGAGCAGAAGAUCCUGGCCACCGCCAAGAGCACUGAGCGGGAGGGCGACGGGACGGUGUCGGCCAUGGUGGUGGAGAAGCAGAAGCUGGACAACAAAGUCAAAGAGAUGAAAGACAGAGUUCAGGUGGUGGACCAGAACAUCAAGAACGUGGAGGACCUGCAGGACGACUACAACUUCAAGAUGAACACUCUGAAGAACAGAGAGAACGAGAUGAACGGCAUGACGGCGAAGGAGCUGGAGAAAGAGAGGAUGACCAUCGAGAGGAUGUGCUUCGAGCUGAAAGCCAAACGUCAGGACGUGGUGGUCCAGCUGAACGAACUCCUCACCGUCACUCACGCAUUGCUGUCAGACCUGAUCUCCGAAGAGCUGCCGGAGUGGAAGCAGCGGCAGCAGAUCGCCUGCAUCGGCGGGCCGCCCAACGCCUGCGUGGACCAGCUGCAGAACUGGUUCACGGCGGUGGCGGAGAGUCUCCAGCAGGUCCGCCAGCACCUGAAGAAGCUGCAGGAGUUGGAGCAGAAGUUCACGUAUGAAAGUGACCCCAUCACCUCCAAGAAGGCUUACCUGGAGGCCCGAGCUCUGGAGCUGCUCAAGAACCUUCUCUCCAGCUCUUUGGUGGUAGAGAGGCAGCCCUGCAUGCCCACCCACCCACAGAGGCCGCUGGUGUUGAAAACAGGCGUCCAGUUCACGGUGAAGCUCCGGUUUCUGGUGAAGCUGCAGGAGUUCAACUACCAACUCAAAGUCAAGGCCUUGUUCGAUAAGGAUGUCACGGAGAAGAAAGGGUUUCGGAAGUUCAACAUUUUGGGAACAAACACCAAAGUCAUGAACAUGGAGGAGUCUAACGGCAGCCUGGCGGCGGAGUUCAGACAUCUGCAACUGAAAGAGCAGAAAGUCGCCGGCAACAGAAACAACGAGGGUCCUCUGAUCGUCACCGAGGAGCUUCACUCGCUCAGCUUCGAGUCGGAGCUGCAGCUCAACCAGUCCGAGCUCGACAUCAAACUGGAGGCCAUGUCGCUGCCGGUGGUGGUCAUCUCCAACGUCUGCCAGCUGCCCAGCGGCUGGGCCUCCAUCCUCUGGUACAACAUGCUCACCACGGAGCCCAAAAACCUCAAGUUCUUCCUCUCCCCUCCUCCGGCGAAGUGGUCGCAGCUGUCCGAGGUUCUCAGCUGGCAGUUUUCCUCCAUCACCAAGCGAGGCCUGAACACGGAGCAGCUCAACAUGCUAGCGGACAAACUGCUCGGAAUGAAAGCCCAGAGGAACCCAGAGGGCCUGAUCCCCUGGACCAAGUUCUGCAAGCAGCAGAGCUCCAACGAGAAGACCUUCCCCUUCUGGCUCUGGAUGGAAGGAAUCCUGGACCUGAUCAAGAGACACCUGCUGUCCCUGUGGAAUGACGGCUCCAUCAUGGGCUUCACCAGCAAGGAGCGGGAGAAGGGAAUGCUCAGCGACAAAUGUCCGGGAACCUUCCUGCUCAGGUUCAGCGAGAGCAGCCGGGAGGGCGCCAUCACCUUCACCUGGAUCGAACACAACGUGCACGACAAGCCGGUCUUCCACUCGGUGGAGCCGUACACCAAGAAGGAACUGACCGCCGUGUCCCUGCCCGACAUCAUCCGCACCUACAAGGUGAUGGCGGCUGAAAACAUCCCGGAGAACCCGCUGCGCUUCCUUUACCCCAACAUCCCCAAGGACAAAGCGUUCGGGAAGUACUACCCUAAACCUCCGGAGACUCCGGAGCCCAUGGAUGUUGACAAGAUGGAGAAGAGCGGCUACAUGAAGACGGAGCUCAUAUCUGUGUCAGAAGUACAUCCGUCCAGACUGCACGACAACAUGAUGCCCAUGUCUCCUGACGACUACAAGGCCCUGGAGCAGUACGUGGGCCCCCGAGACAUCGAUGCCGUGACCAGUAAUCUGAUGGACUUCGGAGAGUUUGACCAUCAGAUGAGCGGAGAGUUUCCAGAUGAGGACUGACGGCCCUGCCCCCUCUCCAGAUGCCCCGCCCCCUCUGGACCCUGGAUCCAGACCUGCAGGUCCUCUACUCUGCAGGUCCCGGACCCUUGGUCCCUCCUGGUCCUCAGGUGUACAGUUUCCGAGGAGACCCCCGUCCAGGACUCUGGUCCUGCAGACUUUGAUGUUUCCUCUUUGCACAUGAUUUCUUUGGUUAAAUGUGAAAUCUAAACUCUGUAAACGUGUAAAAUCAGCUCCGGCACCAAACUGUUUGCGUCUGGUGAAGGUGUUUUGAGCAGCAACAAGUGUAUGUAAGAAUGAUUGAAAUGUUUCUGAGGGAGUAAAAUAUGUUUUUUUGAAACCUUUGGUGGCGCCGUGACUGGGUCCCGGACCCGGGAGGUUUCAGCAGAACCUCGAGGUCCAGGGGCCUUAAGAGUGCCAGGAUUUCAACGUGAAACCGUGUGUAGAAUUUACAUGAACGCAAAGAUUCAGAUGAACAGAACUGUGCGUUCGUCCAAAUCCACGCAGGUUUCUCGUCCAAAUCCACGCAGGUUUCUCUGUACAAACCAAUCAGCGUGGAUUUGAGCGCACAUGCAGGAGCACAACACUCCGCCCUGUCUCGUCCCUCAAAUAUAUGUAUGAAUAUGAUAAUGAAGAUAAUUAUCCAUUAAAAACCGCUCAUCCUAACAAGAAAUGUGCAAAAACAGGUAAAACAAAUUUAAAAAAAACAUCGGCUGUGAGCUGGAAUAAAUAAUUUACUUGGGGGCAUUUCUUCCGAUUUCAGCUGCAUUGCAUUAUGGGUAAUGCAGUUCUUUGCUUUGCGUUCCGUGAAGAGUUGUUUUAGUAUGAUCGUACGGGUUUGUGAAUGUUUAUGGGCAGCGUCAGUUUACACUCUACUUUUCUUGUUUGUAUUUCAAGAACCGACACCAGAACUUAAGUUUGUGGAUGAAAAACGGCUUCUCGUUCCGCUUUAUUGCGUAUUAUAUACUGACGGAUUAAGACCAAUGUACACUUUAUUGAGUUUUACACAUUGUGGAUGUCUGCGAUCACCUCUCUCAUAAGUAUAACGUGUACGUGUACCAACGUAUAAUGUGAAUAAUAUACAUUUAUAUUUAAAACAUGAAGCAUCACGAUCUGAUUCCUCUGCUGCAGAAAUAAAGACAACUUGUGCCGACGGGAUUAUCGAGGUGCAAACGUGAGAAAU
Molecule: messenger RNA, 3596 nt
Organism: Cololabis saira (Pacific saury)
Lineage: Eukaryota; Metazoa; Chordata; Actinopteri; Beloniformes; Belonidae
Gene: stat1a
Product: signal transducer and activator of transcription 1a
Exons: 25
Coding region: 122-2416 (764 amino acids)
Biological process (GO): defense response; cell surface receptor signaling pathway via JAK-STAT; regulation of transcription by RNA polymerase II
Molecular function (GO): DNA-binding transcription factor activity, RNA polymerase II-specific; RNA polymerase II cis-regulatory region sequence-specific DNA binding
Source: RefSeq, a predicted model, not a curated record